Fusarium tjaetaba is the source of this 597-nucleotide messenger RNA. RefSeq lists its product as uncharacterized. Bases 1 to 597 code for a protein of 198 amino acids. NCBI's taxonomy places the organism in Eukaryota, Fungi, Ascomycota, Sordariomycetes, Hypocreales, Nectriaceae. The transcript has a single exon. The record is from RefSeq and is a predicted model, not a curated record.
AUGGAAUCCAGCGGCCCGCCUAAGGGAUACACAAAAGCUUUGGAAACACGGCUACGCGAGACCGAAAUGGUUCUGAUACGGGUCCUACAGUCAACAAAUGAUCAGGAGCUGUUGGCUCGUGCGUUCAAUGACGAUACAAAAGAGCUAGGGUUUAACGAGCGAAUAACUGAGCAUAGUAUGGGCGAACAGAGGAUGCUGGCCUUGAUGAAUCAUUGGGAGCGGUUCCCACUUCGGACUGCUGAUAAUGUUGUGCAGUGGAUUGAAGAGACAAGCAGGAACUCGAACUUGCAAGACAGGGCUGGAAGUCAGACGCUCAAAAGGACAGGGGAAGUAUCACAACUAGUAGAGCAUUCUCACGACAUCGCCCAUCAGCCUGAGGCCGAUAUUGAGAGCCAUGUCGGUUCUGAGGAUGAUCUGUCGGUUGAAAGUCGCCAUGGCCAUGCAACCUCAAUAUCCCUACCCCCAAUAAUGGAGCUCUCAUCGGAAGACACCGUUGAGGCGGUCAUACCAGCAGAAAAAGCACAUGAGGUGCGAAAUACCGCCGCCUCUUCUAUCAUUGAACUACCAGAAGACUUCAAAGACCAGUUUCUGUGGUAG